Molecule: messenger RNA, 1731 nt
Organism: Neopelma chrysocephalum (saffron-crested tyrant-manakin)
Lineage: Eukaryota; Metazoa; Chordata; Aves; Passeriformes; Pipridae
Product: ATP synthase subunit beta, mitochondrial-like
Exons: 10
Coding region: 36-1643 (535 amino acids)
Biological process (GO): proton motive force-driven mitochondrial ATP synthesis; proton transmembrane transport
Molecular function (GO): proton-transporting ATP synthase activity, rotational mechanism; ATP binding; ATP hydrolysis activity
Source: RefSeq, a predicted model, not a curated record
GGGCGGGCGGGACCCGCGGAUCAGUCGGCGCCGCCAUGUUGGGGCUCGCGGGUCGUUCCGCCGCCGCCGCCGCCGCCGCCGCGGCCCGGCCGCUGCUGCCCCGCGGGGCCGCCCCGGGCCGUGACCUCCUCCCGCUGCUCCUCGGCCGCGGGGCCGCCCCGGCCUCCGCCGCCCUCGGGGCGCGCCGGGACUAUGCGGCCCAGGCGGCCCCCGCCGCCAAGGCCGGCUCCACCACCGGCCGCAUCGUGGCCGUCAUCGGGGCCGUGGUGGACGUGCAGUUCGACGAGGGGCUGCCCCCCAUCCUGAACGCCCUGGAGGUGCAGGGCAGGGAGACCCGGCUGGUGCUGGAGGUGGCUCAACACCUGGGGGAGAACACCGUGCGCACCAUCGCCAUGGACGGCACCGAGGGGCUGGUCAGGGGGCAGAAGGUGCUGGACUCGGGUGCUCCCAUCCGCAUCCCCGUGGGCCCCGAGACCCUGGGCAGGAUCAUGAACGUCAUCGGGGAGCCCAUCGACGAGAGGGGCCCCAUCACAACCAAACAGUUUGCUGCUAUCCACGCCGAGGCCCCUGAGUUCGUGGAGAUGAGCGUCGAGCAGGAGAUCCUGGUGACGGGGAUCAAGGUGGUGGAUCUGCUGGCCCCCUACGCCAAGGGCGGCAAGAUCGGUUUGUUUGGAGGUGCUGGCGUCGGCAAGACCGUGCUGAUCAUGGAGCUGAUCAACAACGUGGCCAAGGCCCACGGUGGUUACUCGGUGUUCGCCGGCGUGGGCGAGAGGACCCGCGAGGGCAACGACCUGUACCACGAGAUGAUCGAGUCUGGGGUCAUCAACCUGAAAGAUGCCACUUCCAAGGUCGCCCUGGUCUACGGGCAGAUGAACGAGCCCCCGGGCGCCCGCGCCAGGGUGGCCCUGACGGGGCUGACGGUGGCCGAGUACUUCAGGGACCAGGAGGGUCAGGACGUGCUGCUCUUCAUCGACAACAUCUUCCGCUUCACCCAGGCCGGCUCCGAGGUGUCGGCCCUGCUGGGCAGAAUCCCCUCGGCCGUGGGCUACCAGCCCACGCUGGCCACUGACAUGGGCACCAUGCAGGAGCGGAUCACCACCACCCGCAAGGGCUCCAUCACCUCAGUGCAGGCCAUCUACGUGCCCGCCGAUGACCUGACUGACCCUGCCCCUGCCACCACCUUCGCCCACUUGGAUGCCACCACGGUGCUGUCCCGUGCCAUCGCUGAGCUGGGCAUCUACCCGGCCGUGGACCCCCUGGACUCCACCUCCCGCAUCAUGGACCCCAACAUCGUGGGCCCCGAGCACUACGACGUGGCCCGGGGCGUGCAGAAGAUCCUGCAGGACUACAAGUCGCUGCAGGACAUCAUUGCCAUCCUGGGCAUGGACGAGUUGUCCGAGGAGGACAAACUGACAGUGGCCCGUGCCCGCAAGAUCCAGCGGUUCCUGUCCCAGCCCUUCCAGGUGGCCGAGGUCUUCACCGGCCACAUGGGCAAGUUGGUGCCUCUGAAGGAGACCAUCAAGGGCUUCAAGCAGAUCCUGGCAGGUGAAUACGACCACCUGCCCGAGCAGGCCUUCUACAUGGUGGGGCCCAUCGAGGAGGCCGUGGCCAAGGCAGAGAAGCUGGCAGAGGAACACGCCUGAGCCCCCCUGAACCCCCCCUGCCCCCCGGCUCCGCUGGGGCCGGACCCCCAGUAUUUAACAUUUCCAAUAAAACAUUGGCGAAAACGUU